This is a messenger RNA of Magnolia sinica, 1268 nucleotides long. RefSeq lists its product as uncharacterized. The coding region runs from base 16 to 1134 and encodes 372 amino acids. The transcript is spliced from 3 exons. The record is from RefSeq and is a predicted model, not a curated record. Lineage: Eukaryota; Viridiplantae; Streptophyta; Magnoliopsida; Magnoliales; Magnoliaceae.
AGGCUACGUGUAAAGAUGCCCUGUUUCAUAGAUCUCAUGCAGAAAGACACGUAUCUAUUCCAAACCGCAAGUUCUCUCUACAUCUUCAUCUUCUCUCUCAGUUCUUCCCCCUCCCUACAGUUUUCCAGGCAUCCCCGUUCACAACAAGACAAUUUCCGGCCAUCCCAACAAAAAUCCAACCAAAAGCCCAUCUGGGUAAUCAAAAGGAUCGGCAGUUUCGACAUUUCAGGCCGAAAUUCCAUUAUGGUGAAGCUAGCGACGGCACGAGAAAGCCGAUUAUACGGCCCCCGCCUCAUGCGGAACCAAUGGGAAUACGUGAAUGCCGGCCUCUACGUAUUCGCCUCAUUUCUCCUCGUCGGCGGGUUCACGGCACAGCUCUCCGGCUCAGAUGCCAAAUCAGGCCUCGUCUUGCUUCUUAUAGGCCUUGCGAUCAUCGCCGCUGUCAACGUUCAUGAUCUCUUGGCCCACAUGGCCGGGAUCGAUUAUCGGUGGUCGUUGAUGGGGUUGGACAUACAGCUCGCACUGGUUGAAUUCGCUGUCCCUCUCGUAAAGGCGGUGGGAUCGAUGCUAAUCUUCUUAGGCAUUCUUUUCUUGCUUAUUCAGAAGGAGAAAGGGUAUGAUUUUAGGCUGGAAAAGCAUGCUUUGAGUUUGCUAAUAGCCGGGCCAGCUCUGUGGGUUAUUGGGUCGAUCCACAACUCUUCUCAAAUCUAUGAGAGAGCAGAUGGUCAUGUCCAGAUUCUUCAGAAGGGUGUUCAAAUACCAUUUCUGAUGGGAAGCUUGCUGUUCUUGGUCGGCGGGGCUCUUAACCGUCAUGGGUACAUUGAAUUGAUGCACCAUGGCAUAAAGCUACUAGGAAAGUGCUGGGUUUGGUUAGGAAUCUAUGGGAGUCUGUUGUUGUUUAUUGGGGGACUGCUGAAUGUGGUGAAGGUAUUCAAGAUGCAGCAAAUGGAUGGAGUGAGGCUGGAGAAGCUGCGUGGUGGAGCCCAGGAGCGUCUUAUCAGAGAAAGGGAAGGUCAGGUGCCGUUGAUCUUGGAAGAUCAGAGGAGGAGAACGAAACUGACUCAAGAACCACAGCAACCAAGAUCGGUGCCUGUGUCCACACCUUACAAGGAUGUCCUCAUCGGCCAGUCUUAGAAACUAGUUGUUGAAGGUAGCGUUUGGCUGUUCCAUUGCAUUUUAUUUUUAUUUUUCUGAAUGUUAGAUAAUUUACUCAAUACUUGUGUUGGAUUAUUGCCCAUCUUAUAUUAUCAAUUUUUAUGGCUUGCUAA